Symbiodinium sp. CCMP2592 is the source of this 1131-nucleotide messenger RNA. The record is from the annotation of a GenBank genome assembly. Lineage: Eukaryota; Dinophyceae; Suessiales; Symbiodiniaceae.
AUGUCCGCCUGGUACCAGGCGGAGAUCAAAGUGGAGGUGAUCUUCAACAGAGAUAUCCAAGAGGUGGUCGCCUGGGUGCAGCCACACGUCAAACAGUACGACCGGCGCGUGCAGAUGUCUUGCAAGGACAAGGUUUUCUGUGUGGCGACCAGCCGCAUCAUCCUGUCAGACAAAAGGGCCGUCGACGCUGUGGAGUCAGGUGGGGUCGGCAUCGCCCAGCUCUUCAAGCAUUUCAAGAUACUGCCCCACUUCUACUUGGUGGAUGCCGGACAAGAAAGUGCGCCUACCGGCCAACAACUCUGGCGCGAAUAUGUCCUACAUGGUGGAGGCAUCGAGUGCCGAAUCCGCGAGGACUUCUGCCCAAACUUUCUGGAUCUGUUCGGCGCUGUGUCGGCCAGCGGAGGCCUCUGGAACAUGGGCGAGUUCAACGGCACGGAAAGCAGGAGUAGAGCUGCCUCGGCUGAGCAGUCCAGCUCGAAGGAUGCAGCGCUGGUGGAGGGCGAAACAGCGAAGGAGGAGACGGCUCCGGUAGCCGAGGCCGAGCCAGCGAUGUGCUCGACAAGAUCGGAUCCUCACUUAGGCGACCUCCUGAAAGGGACGCGCUGCAUCAACAUCCUCGACGACGAGUUGGCGCAGACGGCGCAUCCAUUGCAGCGCGCCCUUCUCACUGCUGCAGGCACCGUCGUGCGCGUCAUCACAUCCUACCACAAGGUCUCCGUGCAGGUGGGUAUACUCCGGAGCCGACGUGUGCCAGGCAAAAGCAACGAGUACGAGCGGGUGGUUCUGAUGUUCUGCGACGGGAUCGCCUUUUGCCGGGCCCGGACGCUGGUGAAGUUGGAGUCUGAAGAGCUGAAGGAGCUGGUGGACAGCGGGAGUUGUGAUGUCGGAGAGCUCUUCCGCGCCAAGGAUUUGCUUCCGGAGUUUUCGCUGUUGCAGGUGCAGCUUUGCCCUUCGGACGUGCCGGGAUUCGGCCGGAAGUACAUGCUCACUGCGCCAGGCAUUUCCUGCCACAUCGCAGAGGAGUUCGCCUUAGUGGCCCUCACUUUAUCGAGGGACAUGCGGCCUUCGCAACUGGCCGGGCAGCUUCCCGGGAUUCCACACAUCUGGACAGACUUCACGGUGAGGCUGUGA